CUGGCCGCAGGAAAAAUAUAUUACACUGACCACCCGGGCCACUUGAUUUCGGACUCAGACUCUCAUGAGUUCUGUUUCUACUGGUAAAUAAAUGAACAACUUCAAAAGUGGAUUGGACUUUCCGUUGAUCAGUGAUCCUCUCGACUCGGGUACUUUCUCGAAACGAUGUCGAAAAAGCCAUCUAGAAUUCCCGAUAAGAAUUGGGAAAAGCACAAGCAAGAAAUAAUUACCCUUUAUCUAGAGUCUGGAUCAACUCUAGAGCGGACAAUGAACUGCGUGUUCAUUAAUCAUGGUUUUCAAGCAAGCAAGAACCAGUACACAAGGAAGCUCAAGGACUGGAGAAUCGCAAAAAAUUCGAAAUCUAGCAUUUGGAAGUACGCGGAUAGGAAACUGAGGAGUCGAGCACGAGAAGGCAAAAAGAGCAAUAUAUUGCUCCAUGGAACACUGCAACCACGGAGCAAGGUCCAGAAAGAAAUUGCGCGCCAUGUCACCUUCACCAGCACGUUCGAAAGCAUGGAGGAUGCAUCUACUCCUGAGGGUAUCACCAUUUUUACUCCACCCGCCGAUAACUUUGCUUUGAGCCAUCGUGAGGUCUACAUCGGUAACUUGCCAUCGGUGCAGUUCAAGGAGAGAGUCCAAACUUUCAUACAACAUAUGUUACGUGAAACGUUCCCGCUUCAUAAUGCCGGACGCGCAAGGGGUGCCGAGCUGUAUGCCCGACACGCAAUUCGCGUUCUUGACAGAAUAGGAAAGACUUGGAGUCAAUCAUAUGACCUUGAUUGCUUGCGGACAAUAAGACACCAAAUCUCGACACUUCGAAAAAGCCCCGACAUUCUCCGAGGAAAUGCGCUGUCAUAUGUACGGUCUGAUACGGCGGAUGGAAACGAUCAAUUUUUCUUCCACUAUGUACUUCCAGAGGCCCUGGAACAUAAAGAGGCCUAUUCGAACAGUGUGUGUGAUAAUUCGGGAAUCAUGCCUCCGAUUUCGACUGUGAGACGCUUGAUAAACUGUUUUAUUAUCAUGCUUAUCAAUAAUCUACUCAUCCACCAGCCAAUAUCUUCGUUCUUUGGAGGACUGACGACGGAACAAUUAGCUAGGGUCUGCUCACCGACACCACCCUUUCUCAAGAUAUUGUUGAGAAAGCUAUUCCUCGAGGCUGUUUAUUCAGGAGACACUUCACUUGCUGGGAAAAUUAUGGAACAUGGAGUUCACCCUGACACAUUCGUAUGGAGUCCACUCUGUGCAGCAGUUCGUAAUGAUGACCUGGCAAUGGUUGAAUUGUUGUGUAAAGCAGGAGCGAGGCCUCAGAUUGCCAAACCGAAUGGCUGGAAUCGGGUUCGGACCCUAAUGAAUCGAGAAAGAACUCCAGUGUUACGUACACUUCUCGCCUGUGGAGCGGAUCCUGAACGCUUUAUCAUGGAUGUAGAGCCUGGGUACCCUCUACUUUUUGCCGCAUCAAUGGGCAAUCUUGAGGCUGUGGCUCUUCUCUUAAGGAAAGGAGCUAGGGUGAAUGUUUACCUACCAAAGUAUUACGGGACUGCUCUACAGGCAGCUACUGUCUGUGAUGAUUUAGAGUUGGUGAAGGCUCUCAUUGAAGCGGGUGCCGACGUUAAUGCCCCUAAUGGUGCCGAAUACGAGCUGCGUGGUAUAGUCGGGCCUUUUUACUCGUGUUCCCUUGAAACUCCGAUCCAAAUUGCUGCCAAAAACGAUAAUUCUCAGAUUGUACAGAUACUAUUAGAACAUGGAGCCUCAGCAAUUGUCUAUCCCUACCCCCCUUUUGGAACCACUUUUUUUGAUAGCCUGGACAUCUUGAGAGACACGCAACUUUAUGAGUAUCACAAUAACGUUUCAACUGCAAUCCAAUACGCAGCUGAGAAUCAAAACUUUGGCCUUGUCGCUCAGUUCCUCUCUGUCGGAGUCGAUCCUGAUUCCAGAACUUUUACGGGUUACGGGGAUACCGCGCUUCAGAUAUCAGCCAAGCUGGGGAACGAAGAAAUUGUUUCGCUAUUACUAAUGAAUGGAGCUGACGUGAACGCCCCCCCUGCUACAUUCAUUGGCCGAACAGCUAUCCAGGCAUGUGCGGAAAGUGGAAGUAUUCCUAUUGCCCUGGCUUUGUUGCAGCAAGGCGCUAGCCUGAAUGCGCCUGCCUGUUAUACAGGAGGAAUGACUGCGCUACAGGCUGCUUUAAGCAGAGGUCAUAGGCAUAUGUUUGAAUUUCUGUAUGCCAAUGGUGCUGAUCUACACGCCCCCCCAGCGCUUGAGAGAGGCCUUACCGCUGUAGAAGCGGUGGCAGAUGGCGGUCAUACUGAAUUGCUGAAAUACCUUAUAGGCCUGGGGGCGAAUGUGAAUGCGCCAGGAUCUAAAUACAGAGGUAGGACUGCUCUUCAAGCUGCCAUACGCCAUAGGGACCUUUCGAUGAUGGCAAUCCUCAUCCAAAAUGAUGCAGAUGUGAAUGCUCCAGCUUCUUCCGUUUGUGGGACUCCUCUUCAGGAAGCUUCUAAGGCUGACUGGCCGGAUGGGGUAAAAUAUCUUUUACAACAUGGCGCCAAUAUUGACGACUAUUAUCAUUUGGAGAGUUCGUUAAGCUGGGCCAUCCGUCACAGGAAUAGAGAAUUGGUGGAGCUGUUCUUGGAAAACAAAACCCCCAUUUACAUUGGGUAUGCUCUUUGGGACGCAGUACGUAAGGAUGGUGUGCAUGAGAUAAUCGAUCUCCUUCUGGAAACAGACGGCAUACUCGAUAUUAUCAACGGCAGAUCGCCUUUUGCACAGGCUUUAUAUCAUCUUAAGGAGGAUAAUGAGAUUACGCAGUUGAUCCUUGAUAGGAUACUGACUCUUCCGAAGCCUUUGCGGGACGAACACAUCCGGCAGGCAUGGGAUUGUCUUCCACUUGAUCAUGAAUCAGAGAACGAGGGAUCACGUUUAUUUGAAUCUUUUCUGGAGAUAGAUGCCGAUAUCAACUGGCACCACAAGGAACACAAAACGACAUUUUUGCAGCGUAUUAUGAAAUACAAAUGGGGGACCUGUAUUCCUAUUUCUGUUCUUCUUGAUAAAGGCGCGUCAGUACACAUCCCCGCUACGUCAGGAGCAGGAACACCUCUUCAGGAAGCGAUAUUGUCGGACAAUAUGGACACCAUAAAUCUCAUUUUGGAACGUAACCCGGAUGUGAAUGCGCCUCCCGCGGAAUACUUCGGAGCGACUGCCCUUCAGGCAGCUGCAAUGAAGGGCUUCAUUCAGGUAGCCAUUACACUUCUACAGCGUGGAGCAGACGUUGCAGCACCAGCAGCACCAAUUGAGGGACGGACAGCGAUCGUUGGCGCUGCAGAGAAUGGGCGAUGGGAUAUGCUGCAAUUGCUUUUGAAUGUCUAUCAAGGACCGGAGGAUCUAAGAGCUGUCUGCACGAGCGCGGCGGGCUACGCGCAGAAAGAAGGCCACAUUGAAAUUGCUGAGUGGCUGAGAGCAUACCCUGGUGCUUGAAUUCUCUAUUCCUGAGACUGAAUCACCGCAGCCGAUAUUCCAAGAAAUCCCAGUUAUCCAGAGGUUACACAACGUGAGACAUGUUGGAAGAUGAAGUUACCUCUAUCAAAGUUAGAAUUUUACCUUACAAAUUACACAGAUAUAUCAUCUCGAUGUAGAGAUGUUGGAGGAGAAUAUUUCAACUGUCAGGCCGG
Molecule: messenger RNA, 3668 nt
Organism: Paecilomyces variotii
Lineage: Eukaryota; Fungi; Ascomycota; Eurotiomycetes; Eurotiales; Thermoascaceae
Product: putative ankyrin repeat-containing protein
Exons: 3
Coding region: 166-3474 (1102 amino acids)
Molecular function (GO): protein binding
Source: RefSeq, a predicted model, not a curated record